Molecule: messenger RNA, 1077 nt
Organism: Symbiodinium sp. CCMP2456
Lineage: Eukaryota; Dinophyceae; Suessiales; Symbiodiniaceae
Source: the annotation of a GenBank genome assembly
AUGGCACGACCCUUCGACUCCCGAAUCUGGGUCCACCCCUUCAUUCCUGCCCCGGAGACACCGAAGCGUGUAGCGGUUCGAGGAGCCCGGGUCUGCUCCACGGGCAGGGGCAUGCCAGCAGCCUUCCCCGAGAAUCAGGUUCAAGAGGCAGGUUCGCAGAAGAUGCUGCCUUCCCUCCAUGUUUCUGCCUGCACCUCCCCCUUUCAUGGCAGCUGGAUCAGCAGAUUUUGCCGUGGCCUUCGGGGCAGAGGCACCGACGGGAGCGCACUAGGGAUCGCCAAGUCAACGUCUCCGACGAGUUGCGUCGCCAGGGAUUUCCAGCUCCAAGGUCAAGCCGUCUGUGUCAGGGCCUUCGCUGGACGACAAGCUGGAAGCCAAGGGUGCAGCCGAGCUUCAGAAGGCCCGGGCGAUGAGCCCCUUCAGGAUUCCCACCGAGCUGGCCAUUCCGCGGCAGACGGACUCCGCCAAUCAGAAGGAGACCGGGGACCACACAGCCAAGAAAAGUCCGACACCAUGGGGCAGGGAGCAGCCAGCUAUGCCCCCCACCGAGCCCAAGCCCUGCGCCGAGUCUGCUUCGAAUUCAGGAUGAUCGAUGUCCAGAUCAUGUCUUUCGCCUGCAGUUUGACUGCCAGGGACGGGCCGGAAGAUGGAGUGCAUUCGUCCAUGUCCAAACAUCCUGCUGGUCCCGCGGAUCGCGCAAGCCCCCAGAAAUCCACUGCGAGUGGCCUGGAAAGUACGGUGCAAUCGUCCAAAGAUCCUGGUUGUGUAGAGGAUCACGCAAGCCACCAGACAGCAAGCAUUUGGGCCUUUUGCCUUUGCUCGUCAGUUUGCGGCGGCAUUGCUGCAUGGUGUGUGCAGCGUAUGUUCCAAAGAUACCAAGUCGAUCUGGCUCAGUUUAGACAGGUCGAUGUCUUCCUCAUUGGUACCGGUCUUGCAUUUGCUGCUUUCGGAUGGCUGGAUGACCAGGGCACAUCUCCAGACUAUCUUCUGCAUGUGAUCCAGCAGGGCAUGACUGCAGGAGCCGGAGGCUUCUAUUUCAUGGCCAAUCAGCUUCGACAGCGGCCGCGACAGGUGUGA